UACUAAACCAAAACCAAGAGUUUGAAAGAAGAAAAUGUAGCAAUAAACAAAUAUAGUCCAAACGGUGCAAGCAAAGCAAAGUUGUUAGCUAAACAAACAACCACUAUCCUUUGACUCCAUCAUCUUUUCCCUCUAUAGACCCAUUUUCACCACACCAUUGUUUCUCUUUCUCUGUAUUACUCUACAGUUUCAAUUCUCCAUGGCUGGGGUGCCACCUCCACUGGGGAUGAACUCUAGGAGGAACAGCAACAACACCAUGGUGCACCCAAUGGAGGUUGUCACUGACCCAUCACCACAAGGUGGGGCUGCAACAAUCCCAAUUCAAUACUACAGGGAGGAGAAGCAUGACAAGAAUUGGUGGUCUUGGUUGAUCCCGGUUUUUGUUGUUGCUAACAUUGUUGUUUUCAUCAUCACCAUGUAUGUCAACAAUUGCCCCAAGAACUCUGUCUCAUGUGUUGCAAGGUUUCUGGGUCGUUUCUCCUUUCAGCCUUUCAAGGAGAAUCCCCUCUUGGGUCCUUCUUCAUUGACGUUGCAGAAGAUGGGGGCUCUUGAUGUGAAUAGAGUGGUCCACAGACACCAGGGUUGGCGCCUCAUCUCUUGUAUGUGGCUACAUGCUGGGGUUGUCCAUCUAUUGUCAAAUAUGCUGGGUAUUCUAUUCAUUGGAAUUCGGCUAGAGCAAGAAUUUGGGUUUGUGCUUAUUGGAUUGCUAUUUGUCAUAUCUGGAUUUGGGGGGAGUUUGCUUUCUGCUCUUUUUAUUCAGUCAAACAUUUCUGUCGGUGCUUCUGGUGCACUUUUUGGCUUGCUCGGAGGCAUGCUUUCGGAACUCAUCACUAACUGGUCUAUGUAUGACAAUAAGUUUCCAGCACUUUUCACCCUAGUGCUCAUCAUUGUUGUCAAUCUCGCAUUGGGGAUUCUCCCACACGUGGACAAUUUUGCUCAUAUAGGAGGCUUUCUUUCAGGAUUUCUUCUUGGAUUUGUGUUUCUGAUACGUCCUCAGUUACAAUUGGUAAACCAACGAUACGCUCCCCUACAAUAUUCUCCGGGACGACCUAAGCGUAAAUUCAAGACAUAUCAGUGCAUAUUAUGGGUCCUCUCUCUGAUCAUUCUAAUUGUUGGGCUUUCUGUUGGGCUGGUUGCACUUCUCCGCGGUGUUGAUGCUAAUGAUCACUGCUCCUGGUGCCAUUAUAUGUCUUGUGUUCCAACUUCAAGAUGGAGCUGUCGUACAGAGGCAGCAUAUUGUUUGUCAGACCAGCUUGGCAAUCAGCUGAACGUAACAUGCUCAAGCAAUGGUAAAUCCAGUAUAUACUACAUGCAAGAUCCAACUAGUUCCCAGAUCCAGCAAUUGUGUACUCAGCUUUGUAGUUGAGUUUUGACAAAAAGAGAUUAUCUAUGGAAUGAGAUGAUUAUUUGUUGAUAGUGUCUAGGCUCUCGUGAAAUACUACAGUGCUCUUUAGUUUAUACCUUUUGUCUUAUUCAGGAAAUAAGAUAAAAAAGCAAAACAUACUUUACCCUUACGAUAUUGUUUAUUAUCCCCUCGUGUAUAUAAUACUGAUUGAUAUGCAUUUUUUUGGAACCUAUUGUGUGCUCAGAUGAAAGUUACACUUGCAGAUGCUUUGUAUUAUAAAAGGAAGUUGUUACUUCAAUAAAAAUAGUGUUUCAUGUUA
Lotus japonicus is the source of this 1664-nucleotide messenger RNA. Its product is annotated as RHOMBOID-like protein 2. The coding region runs from base 200 to 1366 and encodes 388 amino acids. Gene Ontology annotation, cellular component: membrane. The transcript is spliced from 6 exons. Gene Ontology annotation, molecular function: serine-type endopeptidase activity. Gene Ontology annotation, biological process: proteolysis. NCBI's taxonomy places the organism in Eukaryota, Viridiplantae, Streptophyta, Magnoliopsida, Fabales, Fabaceae. The record is from RefSeq and is a predicted model, not a curated record.